AUGAACCACACUUCCCUUGCUGUGUCAGAGUUUGUGUUGAAGUGUGAAAUGGACACUCAGCAGAAGAGCUACACAACUCCUGUCCUCACAAUGGUCUAUUUGGUGACACUCUUUGGGAAUUUCCUGGUAAUUCUAGUCAUAAAGAUGAAUCAUCAUUUGCAAACGCCCAUGUACCUUUACAUUGCUGCCUUGGCAACACUUGAUCUGCUUAACAGCACCAGCAUCGCUCCAACAAUAAUAGCUGCUCUUUUAGACAUCUCACCCGUACAGUCCGGGCUUUGUUUAUUUCAGAUGAUCUUGGUCUUGUAUUUGGAAGCAGUGGAAUCCCUCCUCUUGGCGCUUAUGGCGUGUGAUCGCUAUGUGGCUAUCGUUCACCCGCUUAGAUAUUCCUCACUUGUUACAAAUAAAACUGUUGGGGUUGCCCUUAUGUUGCUAAACAUCAUUCCAGCAAUAUUUAUGCUGCCCUUUAUUGUUUUUGUGACAGAGUUUUCCCUUUGUUACACAAAUGUUCUGAACUACUGCUUCUGUGACUACGUUUCUUUGGUUAAAAUCGCUUGCAACGUCGAACGUAAGCACUUAAAUGUUUUUGUCCCUACCUACAUUGCAUUUGGUGUUGGUCCCCUUGUUGUAAUUAUAAUGUCCUAUUUCAGGAUCGCGUAUGCCGCCCUAAAAAUCUCAUCUGCUGAUGGACGGACGAAAGCUUUUAAUACCGUGACUACUCACCUGCUAGUGGUGGGCCUCUUCAAUAUCCCAAUUUCAACCUCUUAUGCUCUAACAGGAAUUGGAGUGAAGUUGUCAGCUGAAGCCUACAACACCAUGAUCAUUGUGGGGAACAUUGUUCCUCCAAUGCUUAACCCAAUAAUAUAUAGCUUCCGAAACAAAAAGAUAAAGAGUAGUAUUCACAAACUGUUUACUGGAGUAAAAACAACCCCAGAAAGUAGACGACAUUAA
Molecule: messenger RNA, 951 nt
Organism: Polypterus senegalus (gray bichir)
Lineage: Eukaryota; Metazoa; Chordata; Cladistia; Polypteriformes; Polypteridae
Product: olfactory receptor 7G3-like
Exons: 1
Coding region: 1-951 (316 amino acids)
Biological process (GO): G protein-coupled receptor signaling pathway
Cellular component (GO): membrane
Molecular function (GO): olfactory receptor activity; G protein-coupled receptor activity
Source: RefSeq, a predicted model, not a curated record